AUGCUGGCGACGCCCGCUGGCAGCGGUCGCGAUGCGGUGCUGCUCGGCUACAGCCCGAUCAAGCCGGGGACGCUAAAGGGCCCCGGGGAUGUGACUGGCCGGAACAUGUACAUCUGCCUCUCGCCGAUCGACGAGCAUCUCUUCUCGGCCGGGGCGGAGCCCGACUGCGGGUUCUGGGAGCAGGUCGCGAAUGGCCCCUGCAGCAAGUGGAUGCUGCUGUCGUGCUCGUUCUGCUUUAUAGUCCCCGCCGCUAUUCAUUUGGUCCUCUGCGAGGGUUGGCCUGACAGGGCGGCUGGGCUCUCGUUGGGACUCGUCUCGGUGACCAGCACUCUUUGCGACUCGAUCUGCGUGCACGCUGCCGUCUACGAGAGCGGCGGCUACGACAGGACCGCCAAGGCUGUCGGCACGACUGCCGGCUAG
Prorocentrum cordatum is the source of this 420-nucleotide messenger RNA. The record is from the annotation of a GenBank genome assembly. Lineage: Eukaryota; Dinophyceae; Prorocentrales; Prorocentraceae.